GGUAUGUCAUUGGCGGGGCUGGACUGCCACAGCACCAGAGACUGAGCCUCCACUACCCUAAGAGGGGCAUGUAGUGGCUCAAAUGGGGUGGAAAUGGCCAAUAGCGCAUAUAUUUAUAGAUAAUCUACUUCACAUUUGUGCUCUGCUCACUGUAAUCUUCUUUUGCAACAGCCGGGAGUAAAAAGUAGAGCUUUAGGCUUGCUGGACAUGAUAAUAUGUUUAUGUGAUUAGGGAGGUUUUUUUUUUUUUUUUGGUCUCCUGUAAUUCCGAGUCAGUGAGGCAUGAUAGUCCAUUCCGGGUUUUGAGAGCAGUCCAUUCACAGACAGCCCGUUGCAGAAGCCAGUCUGCUCUCGACUCACUGCGCUAGCACUGUUUACGGGAAGCUCGUAGCGCCGUGUCUAGUCGCUCUGUGAAUGCCGAGCGCAGGACCUUUUCCAAAUGAGAGUUCAAACUUUGCACUCUUGAGGAACUGCAUUAUCAUUCUAGGGACAAAGAGGACUUACAUGAACAGAGAGGGAAUGCUCGUUUUUCCUCUUUUGCAAUUUUAAAAUCAAGGCAGAGUCGCAGGACUGCAGUUGCUCGCCUAUUCCUUGAUCUUUUUCAGCUACUGCUCACUGUGCGAUGUGCGUAACGAUAGACUCCAAGGCUGAGCAGGAGUGACGAAUACAUGGUAAAUCAGCGGCGCUGAUGACUAUAGACUCAUAGCAGCUUGUUAUGGAACUGUUUUCCCUGACAUCGGGGAUGUGCGAACUCAAAGAGAGAGCCGCUGCCUGAUAAAGCGCUGUCUGUCCCAGAGAAGUGGAGCAUGCCUCAGACCCGCAGCACGUCCCCCUAUGCCGCCUGCUGUGUAUUGAGCUGCAGUGGACCCCCUCUCACAUGCCUGCAAGCCUUCUUCUCCCCACUUCCACCAUCCAACUGAUUUUUGCCACUCUUUCUGUUACCGUUACCGCAUCUCUCUGAAAGGUGAAAAGAUCAAUGAUGAUCAUCUCUGAGAGCUGUUGUCCCCGACAUCUGUAACUGCCAUUGAUUCUGUUGAACAUGCGGAGAGCAUCCACAGUCAGCGCAAUGGCGUGCUUCUUACUCAGAACAUCAGCAGUCUGCUGCCUCGUGUUGGCUUUGGCUCAUGUCCAGUGCUCAGAAGGGUUUAGCCGAGCAGCUCUGCCGUUCGGAUUAGUAAGAAGAGAGUUGUCCUGUGAGGGAUACCCAAUCGAUCUCCGCUGUCCAGGAAGUGAUGUCAUCAUGAUCGAAACAGCCAACUAUGGCCGAACAGAUGACAAGAUCUGUGAUGCUGACCCAUUUCAGAUGGAGAACAUCAACUGCUACCUCCCAGAUGCCUUCAAGAUCAUGUCACAGAGGUGCAACAACCGGACCCAGUGCAUCGUCAUCACUGGGUCUGACGUAUUCCCAGACCCUUGUCCAGGGACCUACAAAUACCUUGAGGUCCAGUACGAAUGUGUGCCCUAUAAAGUGGAACAAAAAGUUUUUGUUUGUCCUGGGACUCUGAAAGCUGUCGGAGAUCCUUCCUUUCUCUUUGAGGCGGAGCAGCAAGCGGGCUCCUGGUGCAAAGACCCACUCCAAGCAGGUGACAAAGUCUACUUCAUGCCCUGGACUCCCUACCGCACGGAUACGCUUAUCGAGUACUCAUCGCUCGACGACUUCCAAAACUCUCGGCAAACUGUCACGUACAAGCUCCCUCACCGAGUAGAUGGUACUGGAUUUGUGGUGUAUGACGGGGCUGUGUUUUUCAACAAAGAGAGAACACGCAACAUCGUAAAGUUUGAUCUCCGGACCAGAAUCAAGAGUGGAGAGGCCAUUAUUAACAAUGCAAACUACCAUGACACAUCCCCGUACAAGUGGGGUGGUAAGACAGACAUAGACUUGGCCGUGGAUGAGAACGGGCUUUGGGUCAUCUACGCUACAGAGCAGAACAAUGGCAUGAUUGUCAUUAGCCAGUUGAACCCCUAUACCUUGCGAUUCGAUGCCACGUGGGAGACGACGUACGACAAGCGCUCGGCGUCCAACGCGUUCAUGAUAUGUGGAGUGCUCUACGUAGUCAGGUCCACAUACGAGGACAACGACAGCGAAGUCAGCAAAAGUGUCAUCGACUAUAUUUACAACACGAAACUCAACCGAGGGGAGUAUGUGGAUAUUCACUUUCCUAAUCAGUAUCAGUAUAUAGCAGCGGUGGAAUACAAUCCCAGAGAUAACCAGCUCUAUGUUUGGAAUAAUUUCUACGUAUUGCGAUAUAAUCUCAUAUUCGGACCACCGGAUCCUGCAAACGGCCCGGGAACUUUCGAAGGAACCUUUUCACCAGAGCCUGUCAAGACAACCACCAUGACCACCACGACACUUUUGACCAAGACCCCCGUAAACACGGUGACGACCACAACCAUUAGCCCAAAGACUGGAACCAAAGUCUUCAAAUCGCCUCCGGAGGUUCCCGAGAUCACCACGCGGCCCUCCUUGGACUCGUUCCCUCUGCCGGCGCGCUUCUGUGAGAGCACAGAGAAGAGAGACAUAGCGUGGCCGCAGACCCAGAGGGGCAUGCUGGUGGAGAGGCCCUGCCCCAAAGGGACGCGCGGCACUGCGUCCUACUUAUGUGUGCUUACCACGGGGGCCUGGAACCCGAAAGGACCUGAUCUCAGUAAUUGUACCUCCCAUUGGGUUAAUCAAGUCGCUCAGAAGAUCCGGAGCGGAGAGAAUGCAGCGAACCUUGCCAAUGAGCUGGCCAAGCACACCAAAGGACCCAUCUUCGCCGGCGAUGUUAGCUCCACCAUGAGACUGAUGGAGCAGCUCGUUGAUAUCUUGGACGCUCAGCUGCAGGAGUUGAAACCCAGCGAGAAGGACUCUGCGGGUCGGAGUUUUAACAAGCUUCAAAAGCGAGAAAGGACUUGCAGGGCAUACAUGAAGGCUAUUGUAGAUACAGUUGACAACCUCUUGAGGCCGGAGGCCCUGAAGUCCUGGAGAGAUAUGAACACCACGGAACAGACUCAUGCUGCAACUAUGUUACUUGAUACUCUAGAGGAAGGAGCUUUCGUCCUCGCAGACAAUCUAAUGGAGCCAGCCAUUGUGAAAGUACCUGCUAACAAUAUAAUCCUCGAUGUCUACGUGCUCAGCACAGAUGGGCAGGUGCAGGAUUUUAAGUUUCCACAGACGACCAAAGGUGGAGUUUCGAUUCAGCUGUCUGCCAACACCGUGAAACUCAACAGCAGAAACGGAGUUGCGAAGUUGGUAUUUGUUCUCUACAAAAACCUGGGACAGUUUCUCAGUACUGAAAACUCGACCCUCAGACUGCAUACCCAGACGCACGGUCGCAACCAAUCUGUGGCUGUCAACUCAGACGUCAUCGCCGCCUCCAUCAACAAAGAGUCCAGUCGGGUCUUCAUAUCAGAUCCUGUGAUAUUUACCCUAGAGCAUAUUGACACACAACACUACUUCAACUCCAGCUGUUCGUUCUGGAACUACUCAGAGAGGAGCAUGACAGGAUACUGGUCUACACAGGGCUGUAAGCUCAUCACGGGGAAUAAAACACACACAACCUGCUCCUGCAGCCAUUUAACCAACUUUGCAGUCCUGAUGGCCCAACGAGAAGUCGGGGGUAAAGAUGAAGUGCACGAGCUGCUGCUGACUGUGAUCACCCGCGUCGGGAUCGCCAUCUCUCUGGUCUGUCUGGCCAUGAGCAUUUUCACCUUCUGCUUCUUCCGAGGUCUACAAAGUGACCGCAACACCAUCCUCAAGAACCUGUGCAUCAACCUCUUCAUCGCAGAGUUAAUCUUUUUAAUUGGUAUCGACAUGACAGAACCCCGGAUUGGCUGCUCCAUCAUCGCUGGGAUUUUACAUUUCUUCUUCUUGGCUUCCUUUGGCUGGAUGUGUCUGGAGGGCGUCCAGCUCUACCUCAUGGUGGUGGAAGUAUUUGAGAGUGAAUACUCGAGGAAGAAAUACUACUACGUGUCCGGCUACCUUUUCCCCACCAUAGUCGUCAUCGUCUCCGCUGCAGUCGACUACCGCAGCUAUGGGACAGACGAGGCCUGCUGGCUAAGAGUGGAUAAUCAUUUCAUCUGGAGCUUCAUAGGACCUGUUACCUUCAUCAUUAUGCUAAACCUCAUCUUCCUGGUCAUAACUAUGUAUAAAAUGGUCAAGCACACAACUUCACUGAAACCUGACUCCAGCAGGCUGGAAAAUAUAAAUAAUUAUCGUGUAUGCGACGGCUACUUUAAUACUGAUUUGCCAGGCUAUGAGGAUAAUAAACCGUUCAUCAAAUCAUGGGUUCUUGGAGGUUUUGCACUUCUUUUCCUCCUGGUUCUGACAUGGUCAUUUGGGCUGUUCUUCAUCCAUGAAUCUUCCGUGGUCAUGGCGUAUCUCUUCACCAUAUUCAACACCUUCCAGGGAAUGUUUAUCUUCAUAUUCCACUGCCUACUUCAGAAAAAGGUGCGAAAGGAGUAUAGCAAAUGCUUCCGACACACUUACUGCUGCGGAGGUUUACCGGCUGAAAACUCCCACAGCUCAACCAAGACAGCAACCACAAGGACAAGUGCCCGCUACUCAUCUGGUACUCAGAGUCGUAUCAGGAGAAUGUGGAACGACACCGUCAGAAAACAGUCUGAAUCUUCCUUUAUCUCAGGCGACAUCAACAGCACAUCAACCCUUAAUCAAGGAAUGACUGGCAAUUACCUUCUAACUAACCCUCUUCUUCGACCGCAAGGCACUAAUAACCCCUAUAACACUCUCCUGGCUGAAACGAUCGUGUGUAACUCUACUGCGGCCCCCGUCUUUAACUCUCCAGUGACCUACAGAGAGACAAGACACUCACUGAGCAACAAGAGGGAAGCAGGUGCAAUGGAUACUCUACCGCUAAAUGGUAACUUUAACAAUAGCUAUUCACUGCGCAAUGGGGACUACGGGGACAGUGUGCAAGUUGUGGAUUGUGGACUUAGCAUAGACGAUGCGGCUUUCGAGAAAAUGAUCAUCUCGGAGCUGGUGCACAACAAUCUCAGGGCCUGCAACAAGAACCACAACACGGAGCGAAUUUCUUCAACCAAAGUGGCCGUUGGGGGCAGCAGCAGCGAAGAUGAUGCCAUCGUUGCCGACGCCUCAUCUUUGGUGCACACUGCCAACCCACGGCUGGAACUGCACCAGAGGGAGCUGGAAGCUCCGCUUAUUCCGCAACGGACGCACUCGCUCCUGUACCACCCACAGGACAAGGGCAAGCUGGAGUGCAUGGAGAGCUACUCUAUCUCUCCGCUGACUCCAGAAACGGAGGACAACCUGCAGUCCCCCAACAGAGACUCUUUGUACACUAGUAUGCCUAAUUUGAGGGACUCGCCUUAUCGUGAGUGCAGCCCGGAUAUAGAGGAAGAGCUUUCUCCGUCGAAGAGGAGUGAAAACGAUGAUGUUUACUAUAAGAGCAUGCCGAACUUGGGAGCGGGCCUUCAGCUGCAAGCCUAUUACCAGAUAAAUAAAGUGGGUGACGGCUAUAUUAUUCCCAUAAGCAAAGAGGGAUGCAUCCCGGAGGGGGAUGUUCGGGAAGGACAAAUGCAGCUAGUCACAAGCCUUUAGACGUAUUUAAAUACUCAGCACUGUACUUCUGGCAAUGUAGUAAGAGGUGUUGAGAAUUCUCUCGACACGUCCAGGUAUCCACCUUUGAAAAUUUCAUCUGCAUCUUCAACCGUGAAGGACAUUAAUGACUAUGGGGUGGGUAGUGUGACAUUGUUUGAUUCACCAGGACUGUAUAUAAAUUGAGGAAUAAAAAAACAGCCCAAUAAUGUAUUUAUAUGUUCUACUGUUGCUGGAAAUAAUUAAAAAGAUAUUUAAAAAUAUACACAAAAAAAAAACAACCAUUCCAAAAAAAAGAAAAGAAAAACAGUUUCUAAAUUUGUACAUAUAAUACCCAUGAUCAUAAUUACACAUACAAUCUGAUUUCUGUCUAAACCUGUUUUGUAUUAUAUACAAAAUGGAAUGUUUGACUGCUGAAAUGAUCCUGAAGACACUAUUGGAUUUGGAAGAGGUCUUGAGUUUCUUAAGGCCCUGUGACAGAAAAAAUAUUAACCACUAGCAAUCAAGCCCCCAGGCCUUAUUUUUUCUCCAGUGUAUAUUGAACUCUUGUCAAGACAAAAAAAUACAAAAUAUAUAUAUAUAUUUUGUUGUAUUGCUAGUGAAAUCAAUGACAACUAUAAUUAUGAAGAAACAUUUUAAUGAAAAACUGUUUUGAAGAGACUAUUGUGUAAAAACCUGCUCAUCCUCUGUGAGCAGAUUCUGAACAUUUUUCUUCAUGGUAUGUUUAAACAUCAGUUGCAUCCUCACUCACAUUUGUGAUCAGUGUUUCUUCCCUGCAUACAUCCAUGUCUAGCUCAUGCAAGUGAACUUAGUUGACAUCAUCAAGAGGAGACGCGUACACAUUUCAGCUCAUGCCAGAGCUCAGCUUUUUCAUGUGAAUCUGUAGAACAGAUGAAUCUGUGAUGGACUCGUAGGGCAGUUGUUUGGACUCAAUUUACCCCCUGUAGUAUCUCAUUUAAAUCGGGAUGUUUAUUUGCUUUAUUACCCCCCCUCCCCCCUCAAAACAAUGAACUUUUGUGAAUAUUUUCAAGCACUGAUAUACAUGGUUCAUUAUUUUAUAUAAGCGUGAUAUUAAGACAUUCAUCACUUUCAAAGGAAAUGUAAAGGUCCACACUUCGUAAACAAUAAAUACAUGUGAAUCUUUUUGUCAAA
Clupea harengus (Atlantic herring) is the source of this 6705-nucleotide messenger RNA. RefSeq names its product adhesion G protein-coupled receptor L2a (gene adgrl2a). Gene Ontology annotation, biological process: adenylate cyclase-activating G protein-coupled receptor signaling pathway; cell surface receptor signaling pathway. Gene Ontology annotation, molecular function: carbohydrate binding; G protein-coupled receptor activity. Gene Ontology annotation, cellular component: plasma membrane. Bases 1039 to 5556 code for a protein of 1505 amino acids. The transcript has 26 exons. The record is from RefSeq and is a predicted model, not a curated record. Lineage: Eukaryota; Metazoa; Chordata; Actinopteri; Clupeiformes; Clupeidae.